Epithele typhae is the source of this 2637-nucleotide messenger RNA. Its product is annotated as glycosyltransferase family 2 protein. Lineage: Eukaryota; Fungi; Basidiomycota; Agaricomycetes; Polyporales; Epitheliaceae. Bases 1 to 2637 code for a protein of 878 amino acids. Gene Ontology annotation, cellular component: cell periphery; cell septum. The record is from RefSeq and is a predicted model, not a curated record. Gene Ontology annotation, molecular function: chitin synthase activity. The transcript has 12 exons.
AUGUCCCAGGACCAGCGGCCCCCGCUCCCCUCCCAGCAAUCUAGUAACUCCGGCUCGCCCCACGGCCAUGGCGUUCAACUCACCGACACUUACGAACGGCACCCCGCAAUCACUUUCUCAGAACCCUCCUUCCCCACGCCCAGCCAGAGCGUCACUUCAUUCCCUACCGAGUUUGGAACCCUCGACCAGUACAACGAUGAGGAGGAGAACGAGAAGUUGCUGCAUCCCGGUACCCAGUACCCUCCCUUUGAUCCGAACGCAUAUGGCGAUCCCUACGGCCAGCGUCCAAUCUCCCUCGCGUCCACAUCCUCUACCGGCGUAGAGAGCCAGUGGAGGCGUCGCCAGACGAUCAAGCGUGGUGUCACCCGCAAGGUUAAGCUCACCAAGGGUAACUUCAUCACCGAAUACGCCGUGCCUUCGCCCGUCUUCAGUGCUAUCGAGCCUAAAUGGCAAAGCAGCAACACUACUGAGUUCUCGCAUAUGCGUUACACCGCUGCGACCUGCGAUCCCGAUGACUUCUCCGAGGCCUCCGGCUACAGUCUCCGGACGAAGCUCUACAACCGCCAGACGGAGCUCCUCAUCGCGGUCACGUCUUACAACGAAGAUAAGACCCUAUAUGCGCGUACCCUCCACGGUGUCAUGCUCAACAUUCGCGAUAUCUGCAAGACGAAGCAGUCCAAGUACUGGCGUCGGUCUGCAGAGGAGGGCGUCCCUGGGUGGCAAAAGAUCACCGUCGCGCUCAUUAUCGAUGGUCUCGAGCCUAUGGACAAGACUGUACUGGAUAUUCUCGCCACCGUCGGCGUUUACCAGGAUGGUGUCAUGAAGAAGCAGGUUGACGGGAAAGACACUGUUGCCCACAUCUUUGAGUACACGACGCAGCUGUCCGUGGAUGCUACACCCCAGCUCGUCGUUCCUCAGGGUGAGGACCCCAACAACCUCGUGCCCGUCCAGAUCAUCCUCGUCAUCAAGGCCAAAAACCAAAAGAAGAUCAACUCGCACCGUUGGCUUUUUAACGCCAUCGGGAAGAUGCUUGAGCCGGAGAUCUGCGUUCUCAUCGAUGCCGGUACCAAGCCCGGCCGCAAAUCCAUCUACUACUUGUGGGAGGCGUUUUACAACGACCCUCACCUCGGAGGAUGCUGUGGUGAAAUUCACGCAAUGAUUGAGGGCGGUCGCAAGCUCCUCAACCCCCUCGUGGCCGCGCAGAACUUCGAGUACAAGAUGUCGAACAUUCUGGACAAGCCUUUGGAGAGUAGCUUUGGCUACGUAUCCGUGCUUCCCGGCGCCUUCUCGGCGUACCGUUUCCGUGCUAUUCUCGGACGACCGCUGGAGCAGUACUUCCAUGGAGACCAUUCUCUCGCGGACCGCCUCGGCCCCAAGGGUAUCUACGGCAUGAACAUCUUCACGAAGAACAUGUUUUUGGCUGAGGAUCGUAUCCUCUGUUUCGAACUUGUGGCGAAGAAGAACGACCAGUGGACACUAACAUACGUCAAGCCCAGCAAGGCCGAGACGGACGUGCCGGAGUCUGCUGCGGAGCUUAUCGGUCAGCGUCGUCGGUGGCUGAACGGUUCGUUCGCAGCAUCAGUGUACGCGAUCAUCAACUUCUUCAACCUGUACCGCUCCGGUCACGGCGUUAUUCGCAUGUUCUUCUUCCACAUUCAGGCUUUGUACAACAUCUUCUCCCUCGUGUUCUCAUGGUUCUCGCUAGCAAACAUCUGGCUCACGUUCUCUAUCAUCAUCGACCUCCUCCCCGGCCAAAACAUCGUCAUCUUCGGCACCGUCACGGUUACUGAAUGGGUGAACCAAGCUUUCAAGUGGAUAUACCUGGCAUUCCUCGCUCUUCAGUUCGUCCUUGCACUGGGCAAUCGACCAAAGGGUGAACGCGCCACGUACAACAUCACGCUAUGGGUAUACGGCUUCUUGGCGCUAUACCUCUUGGUCUGCUCUUUCUGGUUGACGGUCGCGAUCCCUGCAACUCUGAAGGACAAGACGACGUCUGAGGUUAUCAAGGCGUUCUUCGAGCCUCCCAUCGGUGCUUUGAUUGCUGCCAUCCUGUCGACAUUCGGCAUUUGGCUUAUCGCCUGUCUCCUAUACCGUGACCCAUGGCACUUGGUUUCCAGUAUGCCUCAGUACCUGCUCCUGGCGCCUAGCUUCACGAACGUUCUUAACGUCUACGCGUUCUGCAACUUGCACGACGUUUCGUGGGGUACCAAGGGUUCCGACAAGGCCGAGGCGCUGCCCUCCGUCUCUUCCAAGAAGAAUAAAGACGCCGAGGUCGUCGUUGAGGAUACUACCCGCAACAAGGAGGAUCUCGACGCGACAUUCAAGGAGACCGUCACCCGUGCGCUCACGAAGCUCGACACCAAGGAAGUUAUCGAGAAACCGACGAUGGAUGACGAGAACAAGACGUUCCGGACUCGUCUUGUCUCGUUCUGGAUGCUGUCGAACGCCGCCCUUGCUGUCGCCAUCCAGAGCUUGAACGGCUUGAACGACACGAACACAGCAGCCCUGCAGAAGAAGCAGAACAUUUACUUCGCCAUCAUCCUCUACUCGACGUUCGGUCUUUCGCUCGUCAAGUUCGUUGGGUGCCUCUACUACUGGUUUAAGAGGAACCUCUUCCGUUGCUGCCGCCGCAACUAA